Messenger RNA from Fusarium redolens, 945 nucleotides. RefSeq lists its product as uncharacterized. The record is from RefSeq and is a predicted model, not a curated record. The coding region runs from base 1 to 945 and encodes 314 amino acids. Lineage: Eukaryota; Fungi; Ascomycota; Sordariomycetes; Hypocreales; Nectriaceae. The transcript is spliced from 2 exons.
AUGCAUCUCUCAACGAUACACAUCAGGGAAGAUGGGCUGUUAUAUAGUCCCAAGGCAGUUUUAGUCAUUGCAACCUCAACAUUAGCCUUAUACAACGCCUGUGAACUCGUCGCCUUGAUCUUCUCCACAUUCAAACGCCAUCAUGGCCUUUACUUCUGGAGCCUUCUGUUGACCACCUUGGGCGUUUUUCCUUAUGCGUUGGGGUGGCUGCUUGGCUAUCUUGACAUCCUGAGCACCGAUGCGAGUAAGGCUAUCGCGUCGCUCGGUUGGAUCGUACUCGUUAGUGGACAAUCCGUCGUACUGUACUCACGACUGCACCUGGUAUUGAACAACUUGAGAAUACAGCACGCUGUGCUAUGGAUGAUUGUCAUCAACGGUACGAUAUGGCACACGACGCAGACAGCGCUGCUAUUCACUAUUGGACCGAGUGUUGAUGGCAACAAUCCCACCCGCAUAUUCGUCGCCAUCGAGAAAACUCAGAUGACCUUCUUUUGUGCGCAAGAAUUUGUCAUCUCAGGACUGUAUCUAUGGGGCACGGUCGAUAUACUACAGACGUCACUCGGCAACAAGCAGAAGACGAUGUGGUAUCUUCUGAUCAUCAACCUGCUCAUCGUAGCCAUGGACAUAGCUCUCCUCAUCAUCAUGUACAAGGACCACUAUACGAUCGAACAAGGCGUCAAACUCGUCAUCUACUCCAUAAAACUCAAGCUUGAGUUCGCUGUCCUUGGAAAACUAGUCGAUGUUGCGCAGAGCCGCGGAGGAUCAAGUGUUUCCGAAACACAUCCAGCUCGAUUCAUCGAGAUGCACGCUCGGGAACGUGGAAGAAGUGAUAAUCUUCCAGAAAUAGUACACCUUGAGAACACGACGACACGGAGGAUGGCCGAUGAUGAAGAAAGCAUGCGCCAUCUUUAUGACGAUGCGAUCAAGCAGAUAUACAAAGGCUGA